AAAAUGUUAACCCGAAUGAUGAGGAAACAACUAUAAGAUUGCCAGCUACUUCAAAUCAACUGCAAGAAGAUUUACAAUCUGAACAAUAUGCUUAUCAACAAAAUCGCACAUCUUCUGUAGAGCCAACUUAUAUCGAAGAUCAGCGAAUUCAAAAUCGAACUACAUCUUCUCUUGUAGCAGCUAAAUAUCAACAUAAAGUGCUAUCGCAAAUAAAUAUGAGAUCUAGUGUUUCAAGAGUUCAAUCAAAUGGGCCUGAAACUGAUUCUUUUCCUCAAUGCCUUAGCGGUUCUGAUGAACGUCUGUCUGAUUAUGAAGAUGAACUUUCAGAAGAUGAAUCAUCAGAGGAUGAAAUUUUUUACUCACUUAACCGGUACAAUUCGACCUCUUCGAAUGUUCAAAAUACUAAUCCUUACACAACAAUUCAACAGAAUAGAGAUUAUACAAUUUCAGCUCAAAACAAUGAAAUUUCUUUUCAAGAUGAAGUACACCUUCUUCGAUGGUUAGAAACACGCAAAGAUAUUGUUUUACAGGCAUUGCAUGCAAUUUGUUCGUCAUCACCUGUUAUGUCAAACCAG
This is a messenger RNA of Dentiscutata heterogama, 575 nucleotides long. The record is from the annotation of a GenBank genome assembly. NCBI's taxonomy places the organism in Eukaryota, Fungi, Glomeromycota, Glomeromycetes, Diversisporales, Gigasporaceae.